CGCUCAUUGGCUAUUCAGGAGAGAGACGAAGGCGCUUAAAUACACAGCCUGCGUUGAAGGACUGAAACAAAACGAAAUUAACAUUUAGCAAAUAAGUUGUUUAUCUUCAAGGCACCAUGCAGUCCAGGCGAUGGUUUGGAGGGGCUGGGUUUAGCUUUGCAGAUGACCCGGUCACAGAGACGUUGUCCCAGGCCAUCCGAGGCACAGGAGAAGAGCUGGACCGAGAGCCAGACACUGGGGUGCUGUUUGGCAGCCUACGUGGGAGCGUGGUAGGCCUCCGGUAUUAUACUGGCGUGGUGAACAAAGGGGAGAUGGUGUCUCUGGUGCGUCAGCCUCAGAACCCGUACGACCGUAAUGCGGUGAUGGUGGCUAACGUCUAUGGCAGUCAGGUGGGGCACAUCAAACGAGAGCUAGCUGUGUUGUUGGCUAACAUCAUGGACAACAACUUGGCCAGGGUGGAAGGGGUGGUGCCGUUCGGGGUGACAAACCAGUUCACCAUGUCUGUAGUUCUGUCCUUCUGGGGGAGAGAGGAGAACAGAGAUGCAGUGGUGAGGCAGAUAACUUCCCGCAGCUUCAAACUGCAGAGUGGGCCUACAGGAUUCAUGUGUGCAGAUGGUUCUAGAGAUCUGCCCAGGAAGAGUGUCCUACUGACUGCAGAAGAGUUGAAGAAUGCAUUUGACAAUUUAUUUGAAAACCUGAUGGAGGAUAAGAUUGGAGAGAGAGAGGCAGUGGAGGCAGUGUGUACUCCGCUGCUGCCCCACCAGAAGCAGGCUCUGAGCUGGAUGUGUGUGUGUGAAAACAACACUGCGCUGCCCCACUUCUGGGAGGUUAAGGGGGAACUGUUCUAUAACACACUCACACACUCCUCUGUUAGAGAGAGACCGCAGAGGGUCCGGGGCGGCAUACUGGCUGACGACAUGGGACUGGGGAAAACGUUGACCACCAUCGCUCUGAUCCUCUCCAACUUCCACCACGGGAAACCUCUGUGUGAACCGGAGAAGUCUUCCCCAGAAUCUAAGGCCUCUAUCACCGCAAGGAAAAACCCUGAAGGGAAGAGUGGUGACGGGGAUCAGGCAGAAGUGUCUGUGGCUCCCGCUGGUCACUCCCCUUGUAUGAGAGCCAAUCAGGCUGAAGCCCAGGUGGUGUGUGUGGAGUCAGUGGACGUGGUGCAAGAGGUUGGAGACGAGGAUUGGGUGUCUGAAAAGAAAGCGAAGGGAAGGCCACAGGGCGGCAAAGCCAAGGCCACCACAACAAAGAAAGCUGCUAAGACCAAAGGGAAAGCAGUCAGCACCUCAAGAAAAGGGGGUGCUGUGUUGGAGGACCUGGACUUUGCAGCAGCACUGAGUGGGUUAACACAGGGAGCUCCUCAGAAAAAGAGUGUUGGUAAAAGUGUAGUUUCACCGGUGGAAGCUGCCUCUUCCCAGAGCACAGACGACCCAGCAGCCAAAGCCACUCUCAUCAUCUGCCCCUUAUCAGUACUCAGCAACUGGCUGGACCAGUUGGAUCAACAUGUGCGAGCGGACGUCAAGAUGAAUGUGUAUCUGUACUAUGGCUCGGAACGCAACAGGGACACACACUUCCUGUCCUCGCAGCACAUGGUCCUCACCACCUACAACGUGCUUUCUGCUGACUACUCGGGCAGUGCUAGUCCCCUCCAUACAGUGAGCUGGUUGAGAGUGGUCUUGGACGAGGGCCAUAUUAUCAGAAACCCAAACACCCAGCAGAGCAAGGCUGUACUCAAAUUAAACACACAGAGACGCUGGAUUCUCACAGGCACUCCCAUCCAGAACAACCUGAGGGAUCUGUGGAUGCUGGUGGCUUUUCUGCGUCUUAAGCCAUUCGACGUGAGAGAGUGGUGGAACAGAGUCAUACAGAGACCUGUCACACAGGGGGACAAGACCGGCCUGCAGAAUCUGCAGGCUCUAGUGAAGUGUGUCACGCUGCGUCGUACGAAGACCAGCCGUGUGUGUGGUCGGCCUCUGGUCUCUCUGCCGGAGAGGAGUGUCAGAAUAGAGGAAGUGGAGCUGACACAGAAGGAGAGGGAGGAAUACGAGCUGGCACGCACAGAGGGACGCACCACCAUCAGCAGGUGUGGCUGUGUGUGUUUAUACCUGUGUGUGGCUGUGUGUGUUUAUACCUGUAUGUGGCCAUGUGUGUUUUCACCUGUGUGUGUGUGUGUGUCUAGGUACGUUGCAGAGGGGACCGUCCUCAGGAACUACGCAGAUGUUCUGGCUAUCCUAGUCAGGCUGAGACAGUUCUGCUGCCACCCUGGCCUACUGGGAAAGACCACUACACACACAGGUGUUGUAGCUGUGACUCCUGCAGAGUUGAGAGAGCGUCUGAUAAUGAAACUGAGGCUGGUGCUGGGCACUGGCUCUGAUGAAGAGUGUGCUGUAUGUCUGGACUCUGUUCGUCUGCCCGUCAUCACACACUGUGCACACGUCUACUGCAGACCCUGCAUCGCAGAGGUCAUACGCAGUGAGCAGGAGCAGGCGCGUUGCCCUCUGUGCAGAGGCCAGAUCAAGGCCAGUGAACUAGUGGAGUUCCCUCUGGAGGAGGAGGAGGAGGAGGAGAGUAACCUCUUGGAGAACUGGAGGAGCAGCUCCAAGGUGGAGGCUCUAAUGUCUAGCCUGCUCAGACUGCGCAGUGAGGACGACAGCAUCAGGAGUCUGGUUGUCUCUCAGUUCACACGCUUCCUCACUAUUCUGGAGAUUCCACUCAGGGAGGAGGGUUUCAAGUUUGUACGUCUGGACGGCACUAUGAGCCAGAAAAGGCGGGCUCAGGUCAUUCAGGAGUUCCAGAGCGACGCCCCUGGCAGCCCAUUGAUCAUGCUGCUGUCACUCAAAGCCGGAGGGGUGGGGAUAAACCUCAGCUCUGCAUCCCGCGUCUUCCUCAUGGACCCAGCAUGGAACCCAGCAGCAGAGGACCAGUGUGUGGACCGGUGUCACCGCCUCGGCCAGAAGAGAGAUGUUGUCAUCACUAAGUUCAUAGUGAAGGGCUCCGUGGAGGAGAACAUGGUGAAGAUUCAGAGGCAGAAGCAGGAUCUGGUGGAGAAGGCUUUUGGCACCAAGAACCCCAUUGAGAGGAAGACGUCACGUGUUGAUGAAAUCCGAGCCCUGAUGGAGCUGUAGAGGCCAGCACUAAAAACAGCAAUUCUUUUGAACAGAGCCCUCUCUGGCAGGCCAACGUUGUUGUCCUUUAAGUUUAGAGAUAAUGUUCUCCCAGCUGUGGGACCAAACACACACACUGCCCAUUUUUAGAGCAGUACUGCAUGUGUGGGAAUAAAGAAUCUGUGACAAAUCAUACAUUAGUCUUUUUAAUUUGUUUUUGGUCCUAAAUUCCCCACAAAGGGAAAUUCAUAGCUCAGGGUUCAAACCUCUGUAAAACAUCCUCUAGGAGUCUACGGAAUAGGUGAGACAUGAGUUUACUGUAGACUUGACUAACUUGCUUUACUUUACAGAGCAGAGGAAAAUAUGAGGAUAAAAGGAUGUGUAUCACAGGUGUAAUUCUUAAUAAAACUCAGAUUAGAAAUAAUCUUGAUACCAUUC
Molecule: messenger RNA, 3548 nt
Organism: Oncorhynchus masou masou (cherry salmon)
Lineage: Eukaryota; Metazoa; Chordata; Actinopteri; Salmoniformes; Salmonidae
Gene: hltf
Product: helicase-like transcription factor
Exons: 25
Coding region: 117-3131 (1004 amino acids)
Biological process (GO): DNA repair
Cellular component (GO): nucleus
Molecular function (GO): ATP-dependent chromatin remodeler activity; hydrolase activity, acting on acid anhydrides, in phosphorus-containing anhydrides; zinc ion binding
Source: RefSeq, a predicted model, not a curated record